CUACAAUAUGUAGUUUGAUUAUUGUUCAACGUCAGUCCAAUCAAUAUCAAUCACCUAGCAGAUAAGAUUCCUCAAUUCUCUCCCCAACCAUUUCAUCCAUAACUCUUAUUUAUUUGAGCUCGGAGGUUCAGAUCUCAGCACUCACACAGAUGGCAGAGUUUACGAUAAUGGUGCUGAAAGUUGACCUACAGUGUUCUAAGUGUUACAAGAAAGUGAAGAAACUUCUCUGUAAAUUUCCCGAGAUACGAGACCAAGUUUACGACGAGAAGCAAAACACAGUGACGAUAAAAGUGGUGAGCUGCUGUCCUGAAAGACUCAUGCAAAAGAUACGCUGCAAAGGCUGUAAAGCAAUCAAGAGUAUCGAAAUCAAGUCACCGCCCGAAAAGCCCAAGGAACCAGAAAAGGGACCAGGAGAGGAAAAGCCUAAGGAGACUCCGAAGAAGGACGAGACUCCACCACAAAAACACUGUGAGCCACACUGCAAGCCUCCUCCUACACCACGAAAACACUGCAAGCCUCCUCCUUCACCACCAAAACACUGCGAGCCUCCUCCUUCACCACCAAAACACUGCGAGCCUCCUCCUACACCACAAAAACACUGCAACCCUCCUCCUUCACCACCAAAACACUGCGAGCCUCCUCCUACACCACCAAAACACUGCGAGCCUCCUCCUACACCACCAAAACACUGCGAGCCUCCUCCUACACCACAAAAACACUGCAACCCUCCUCCUUCACCACCAAAACAUUGCAACCCUCCUCCUUCACCACCAAAACACUGCCAGCCUCCUCCUACACCACGAAAACACUGCAAGCCUCCUCCCUCACCACCAAAACACUGCGAGCCUCCUCCUUCACCACCAAAACACUGCGAGCCUCCUCCACCAGCACCCUCUUACUCACCUUGCUGCCCGAAUUACCCCAAACCCUCUUACCCACCUUGCUACCUGAUUUACCCCACACCCUGCUACCCACCUUGCUACCCGAUUUACCCCACACCCUGUUGCCCACCUUGCUACCCGAAUUACUGCAGCUACUGUUGGGGACCGUGCCAUUGCAGGAGUCGUAGGGAUUGCUUUUGUGAAGGAAAUCCCUCAGAUUGCUUAGUUAUGUAACUGGAUUAGUGCUUGAUUAUCGCGAUCGAUAUUGUUUUUACUGAGGUCAUGAAUAAAAUUAAUCUUGCAAUUAAGCCAUGA
Mangifera indica (mango) is the source of this 1196-nucleotide messenger RNA. RefSeq names its product protein PYRICULARIA ORYZAE RESISTANCE 21-like. The record is from RefSeq and is a predicted model, not a curated record. The transcript is spliced from 3 exons. NCBI's taxonomy places the organism in Eukaryota, Viridiplantae, Streptophyta, Magnoliopsida, Sapindales, Anacardiaceae. Gene Ontology annotation, molecular function: metal ion binding. The coding region runs from base 150 to 1115 and encodes 321 amino acids.